AUGUCGCCCUCUCCCUCCGGGCACUCGGCCAUGGACGAACACCAAACCAAGGAGGUAGGAGGAAGCACGUACACUCUGCAUCAGAACAUCCUGCUGCUGAUGAGUCAGCGAGCCCCGCUCAAGCCCCGAGCGCUCCCCUUCGCCGCGCUCCCGGACCUCCCGGCUGCAUGGGCUGGUGGGCAAGGUCCAGGUGUGAGCAUGAGACCAGUCGCGAGCAUAAUCUACAGAGGUCCAGACAAGCUGCGGCCAAACGAGGGACAGUUCAAGCAUCCAGACGGUCGGGAGAUUGAUGAGAAGCCUGGCAGUGGUGGCAUCGGCAAGACUGGGAAAAGCGGGAAAAGUGGAAGGGGCGGCAAGAGCUUUCCUUGUACGUUCCGGCGCCGAAGCAAGACUCCUUGCCGACGUCGCUCCCCGAGCCCUCCCUGCCGGCGAAGUCCAUCGCACAAUCCUCGCUUCGCGAGCCGCUCCCCUUCCCAGAAGAAACCAGCGCCGCGGCGCCUCGCCCCGACCCCGUCGGUCCCAGAGGCACCGGCAAAGACCGAGGCAGGAGUGCAUGCAAAGGACGCCGAGCUGAAGGCGAAGGCGAGCACGGCAGAGCCCAGUUUCCGGGACUUUGUGCUGAAGCACGCAUCCAACGAGGACUCUCCAGACUUUGUCAUGAACAGGUUCCAGCAGUACAUUCACGAGAGGCAGAAGGAAGAGCUGCAGGCAAUCAAAGAGACGGGUCUCUUCUUCGACCUUUAUCAUCAUCUCUCUCGGCUCCGGCGAUAUGAACUACGUCUUGGCACGACGCAGCUGAAUGCCGCAGCCUUUGCUCAGGACCUGCGAGACGGAAGGUACCGCGAGCUGUCCCUACGAACAAGCAAGGCGCGACAUGGAGCCACCUGCCCCGUAGCCGGGCAUCUGCAAGCGCCCGAGUUUGCCUUCGACCCGGAUGUGGGAUCCUUGGUGAUUCGUAGCCUUCCACCGGCAGUGAGUGUAUGGGAUGUCCUGGAUGUGAUUCAGGAUCGCCCCGGGUUUUGCACUGCUGCCUGGACGAGUUUCGAAGGAAAGGACCUGGCCCGGGACUUCUUUGCCAGGUUCACUUCAGCCGCGGAUGCCACCGCGGCCGCCGUUGUGCUCAUGCGGAGCGCGGAGACCCUGCUCAGCAGACCAGGAAGCGAAGGGACGGGCCGUGCAUCCGUUCUGAGCCCCAAGCCUGGCUUGGCUGCUCUGGUGUUGCCGCAGGAGAUGUCACUUCCGGAGCGGCUUCUCAAGGACUUGGCUCUCUCCGAGCAGGUAAUCCAGCGCUUGGACGGCCUCACAGAAGUGCCCAAAGACAUAACGGCCCUGGUGCUGAAUGCAUAUGGCACCACCGAAUUCAAGCUGGACCUUCGCGUCACCUACCUGCGUCGCGUGCACCACUUCUGCUUCUACGCCGCGCGCUGGUGUGAUGACGAGUGGUCCUUGCGGGACGCCUGCGGCGUCGCCACCUUGCGUGCGCCAGCACAGCCGGAGUGCACGGCGGGUGAGUGGUCCGCGGCUCAUGAGCAGCGACUGGAGAGCUUCCUGGGCAGCGUGUCCUUCGACAAACCUGCAGCCGCCCCUGACUACUCCAAUGAGCAGGUGGUGCAGCGCCUGGCCGAGGAGAGGGAGAAGGCGAUUCUGAAGGUCACGAAUGAGAAGUUCAAGUGCAAGUUGUGCGGCAAGCUUCUCGUCGUGAGCCAGAACCAGCACUUCCGCGGAGUGGUCUUUGUUCGAAAGCACCUGGAGCGUGCCACAGCCGCAGUUGGAGCGCGCCCCAAUGUGAGUCCCGAAUCAUGCCGCAAUGACUUCAAGAUACUUCAAGCACGGUAUGAACACAUGAGCUGA
Molecule: messenger RNA, 1851 nt
Organism: Symbiodinium sp. CCMP2456
Lineage: Eukaryota; Dinophyceae; Suessiales; Symbiodiniaceae
Source: the annotation of a GenBank genome assembly